AGUAAAUUCAGUUUUGUCAUUGUAUGUGUAGUAGGUAUAAUACACAAAAAUACCACGUAAAAUUAACAAGUCACCAUAAACCUUAUACCUUAGUAUAAGUAUAUUAUUCUUACUCUAUAGUAUAAGGUCUAUGAGUAUAGGUAAUGUAAAGCUCUCUAAUCAAACGACGUGCUUCUAUAGGUGAAAACAUGCGCUUUUUGUCGUCUCAUUUUUACAACAGGCGGCCAUAGGAGCUUGGACUCCUUAUCUCUAAUUCACAGAAAUUAUUAUGUGAUAGCAGUAGGUAUGAUUAAAGAGUUGAAACUACACUUCUACAAUCUACACAUGUGUGAUUUGUAUCAUAUAAUAUUGGUAGAUCGUAGGCAGUAUUUGCAUGUACUAUGUAUGACGAAAAUACAAAUUUAAAUUGUCCAUACAUAAUCAUAAAAAUCGACUUUAAUCGGUAGUUAUUUAUUAAUUUUGAGUUAUUGGAGUUACCCCAUUACUUUUUAUCCAAUCAAUAUUUUGUAUUUCAAAAGUAUGGACAUUUCUACAGACAGUAUUUCAGCUUUGAGACGAUUGUUUGCAGAAAAACUCGAUAAACAAAAUGGUAAAAUAUUAAAUAUUUUAUUCUGUACUCAUUGUCUAUAUAAUUUAGUAUUUAAUAUUGUGGACUCAAUGUGGUAACUGAAUACAUUAUUAUUUUCUAACAAUAUUUUGCAUAUUAUUUAUUUAAGUUUUUAAACAUUUAUGUUUUCAUGUGAAUACAGGCGUAUUUCAUCCUUUGGAUCUUGCUAGAAUAAAUAAUACAGAUUCAUGGCUUAAACGAUUUUUGAUUCAUAAUGAAGGUAAUCAUGAAGAGGCAUUAUCAAUGUUAUGGAAUGUGUGCGAAUGGAGGAAAUCUUUUGGUGUUAAUGGUAAAUAGAUUUAUAGUUUGAGUUUAAAACAUUAAUUUAAAGUAUAAUUUUAUUAUAAUUUAAAAUUGUCUAACUUAAUGUUAUUUUUUUUUUUAGAAAUGAGUGAAUCAAAUGGCACUGUUAGAGUAGAUUACUUAGAAGAGGGUAUAAUGUUUCCUUAUGGAGUUGAUAAGGAUGGUAAACUUAUGUUCAUUAUAAAAUGUAAAUUGCAUUUUAAAAAUUUAAAAGAUUCUGAGGAAUGUAAAAAGUGUGCUGUGUAUUGGUUUGAAAGAAUGGAAAGGUAUUUUAGAUUCUGAGCAAAGCAAGGAAUGUAUUUUUGUUUUAUCUUGUCAAUAAUAUAUUUUUGUUAUUAUACUUGUCAUGUUCUAGAUUAACUAAUGGUGAUCAAAUUACAAUAUUUUUUGAUAUGAUGGGUUCUGGUUUAAGUAAUCUUGAUAUGGACUUUACAAAGUACUUAAUUAAUUUACUUAAAAUAUAUUAUCCUGCAUUUUUAAAUUAUAUUAUAAUUUAUGAAAUGCCUUGGGUUUUAAAUGGUAAGUUCAUAUAAAUUUAAUUAUUGUAUUCAAAUCAUACAUUGAGCUUUACAUUUUUUUGUGAUUAUUUAGCGGCUUUUAGAAUAAUUCAAACAUGGUUACCAGCUAAAGCUGUGAAAAAAAUAAAAUUCUUAAAUAAACAAAAUUUAAACGAAUAUGUACCAAAACAAUCUACUUUAGUUAGUUGGGGUGGUGAAGAUAGUUAUACUUUCAGUUUUUUACCAGAAAUGAAAAAAGUGGAAGAAAUUAAAAAAAAGGUUUAAAAUUUAUUGAUUAUAAUUAAUAUAAACCUUUUUAGUUUUUAAAGCUACUGCAAAUAAUGUAACUAAAGUCAACUAGUCUAUAAUGAAAACUGUAGUUAUCAGUACACUUUUAUGUUUAGGUUCAUUUUGCUGAAACAAUGGAAGUGAAGAAUGUUUCAGGAGAAACUAGAGAUAUAGUAUAUAUGCCCAAAGGUAAAUUUCCAAAAUACAAUUAUAAUUUUAAAGUAAAAUAAUUAAUAUAUAUUAUUUUAGAGGUUAAAUUAAAAAUAAUUCCUGAUGAAGUACUUAUUUUUAAUAAAGAUAAUAACAAUGGACAUAAUGAAGUAAUAGCAAAUGUUACUUUUAUGAAUGAUUAUAAAGAUCCAAUUGCUUUCAAAGUAAUUAAAAUAUAUAAGUUUUAAAUAAAUGUAUCAUUUUAUACUUAAUCUAAUUUCCAGAUAAAAACAACUUGUCUUGUGAAGUAUAAAGUUCGUCCUAGCACAGGUGUCCUUACACCUCAAGAGAGUGUACAAGUCUCAUUUGUGUUAAAUGGAAUGGCAGUAAAACAGACUGAUGUAAUGAGAGAUAAAUUUUUAGUAUUAGCUAUUCCUAUUACAGAUAAUAAGGAUUUAGGAGAAUUGUGGAAGGUAUAAGAAUUUAUAUUUGUAAAAAUAAUUAUAGCAUAAAAAAUUAUUUUAAAAUAGUAUAGCUAUUAUUUAUAAUAUACUAUUUUUAUUACUAUUUUUUAUUAUUUACAUUAGUAUAUAUGUUCUUCAUAUUUUCAUAUAACAUAAACAUUUUUUAAUCUUUCUGUUAGACACAAUGGGAAACAAGGGAACAACAUAUUUUGAAAUGCAAAAUUUCAAAUGAAAAUGGAGAUAUGAAUUUUUGGGAUUCUUGUGACCAGACUCAUAAUAAAAAUCUGGAGCAAAAAGUGGAAAAAUUAAUGAAUACGGUAAAUUUUUUUUUAUUUAAUAAUUAGGUACUGUUAUCUCAACUACCAAUAUAUUUCCAAGACUACCCUACCAGCUAUAAUCAAUCCUGUUACCCUGCUACCACAUUAAGAUAAUGGAUUUAAUUUGAAUACAAAAAGUAAACAUUCACACAGAUAAAUGUCAUAUUAUAUUACUAAACAAAAAUAUAAGAAUAAAUUGUGUUAAACAUUUUUUUUGUGGAAAAAAAAAUUGUGUAGCAUGUGUUAAAAUUGUCAGUAAAUAGUAUUCAACAUUUCUAAAUUUUACAUAAAACUGAAAAUCAAAUCCAAUUGUUUAUUUAUUUUUUUGUUUUAUAUGAUAUAGAUUACAGUGCGGGAAUGUCCACAUUUUCCUAAAUUGUAUAUUGAAUUUAUGUAUUUUUUUAUUUUAAAUUAUUUUUAAAUCAAAUUGUAUUUACACGGGAGUUAAUUUAUAUUCAUAGUUAAUUUUAGUUAACCAACCAUAUACUAGGUAGAAUUGGAAAUAUAUUGUUUGUAAAGAUAACAGGAAAGUACCAAAAAUUAUAAUAUAUUAUUAUGUAAUAUGUUUUUACAAAUUAACUAGCUUAUAUUAUAAUUAAUUGUAAAUGUAUAUCAAAGCUUACAAAAAAAAGUUUUAUUUAAAAUUGUUCAAAGGUUUUAAGCACAAUAUAUAUAUUUGAGAUAUUUAGUCUUCGGGCUGAUUUUCCAAAUUUUCAUAAAUUUGUAAAAUUUGAAAAUUAUUAUUAAUACUCAAUGAUACAAUUUUUCCAUUUAUCUAUUGCCUAAUACCCAUUUAGGGGGAAGUGGUACCACCAUUUUACAGAAGAAUAUGAUUUCACGGAUUCCGGGAUAACUAAUUAUUAAUUUAAUAUUGUCAGCAUUUCUUCUACAUCACCAUCAUUGAACUCUGAUAGUUUAAUUAAAUUUCAAAUAUUUUUAUUAUUUUUUUUUAAAUAAAAAUCUUUAAAUCUGUCUUUUGUAAUUUUAUAUAAUUUACCAUAUAUCAAUUAUUAUAAGUUUGUAAGCAUUUUUAAUAGACUAUUCUAGUGGUUAUUGACAGUGGCAUUCCACAAGUGCUUGUCAAAUUUACUAUUUCAUGGUCUAUUGUGUAGAGUAUAGACCAAUGCUUUUAGUAAUUAUUUAGUUAAUUUGAAAAAAUAUAAUUAAAUAUCAUGUAUUUUUAAAAACCAUAUGGUUAUCAAAUUCUAGUAACAAUAAAUUAUUAUAAUGCAAAUUAAUAUCCUAUAAUUUUGUUUAUUUCAGGUUGCUAAUUUGGAAAUAUCUAACCGUAUGCUUUGUCAAAAUAUGUAUUAUAUUAAGUGUUCAUUGUAUUUCAUACUGUUAGUUUGCUUGUUUGCCACUGGAUUUUUUUUGGCUAUUUAUUAUCAUAAGUAAUAUUAAACAAAUUCUAGUUGACAAGUAGUUUUGUUUGAUUUAUAUUAAAACGGUUUAAAACAAAAAAAAAUAUAUAUAUAUAUAUAUACAUACAAUAGUGAUUUUAAUUGUUUUGUAUUAAUUUAUAUUUUUGAAAGAUAAAGACUGAU
Molecule: messenger RNA, 4170 nt
Organism: Cinara cedri
Lineage: Eukaryota; Metazoa; Arthropoda; Insecta; Hemiptera; Aphididae
Source: the annotation of a GenBank genome assembly